ACUCAGCGACCCCACCACUCGCACUCCCAUCAGCCGCCGGCAACGCCCAUGUCGGUGGUCGAGGAGCAAUGGAAGGAGUGUCGCAGCCUCUCCCACCUGGGGAUCUUCAUGCCACUCUACCUGCUGCCGCUGCUGUUCCUCGGCCCCAAGUAUGGAGGCUGCCUGUACUGCCUGCUCCUGCCGCUGCUACUCUGGGCAUUCAACUCGCUGCCCAAGCCUGUCACAUCGCUUGUGCAUCUGGUCACCGUGCCGCUGCUGGGCCUCAUGGAUACAGAACGCGUCGCUCACAAAUACCUUGCAGUGCGUAUAUGUCUGUGUGUGUAUGCAUCGUUUCGAUGUUCAAUGCCCUCACUAGCCUUGCCACUUAACUUAUUCAAGAUAUUGUUAUCUCAGACUCAUAGAUGCAGAAGCAAACUUAGCGGCGAAAAAUGACUGCUACAGUGUCGAGCACGCUCGUCUCAAACUCUGCAGCGGCGCACUCAGAGGGGCUUGAGCCUUCUGUCAGUGGCCGCUUGUUUAAACAAAGUGCCUUUGUGAACUCGACGCCAGAAGUACUGAUUCCUUCUACUUGCGCUUCCGAUUAUGGCAACUGGCCUUUACGGCUUCCUUUU
Molecule: messenger RNA, 611 nt
Organism: Dermacentor andersoni
Lineage: Eukaryota; Metazoa; Arthropoda; Arachnida; Ixodida; Ixodidae
Source: RefSeq, a predicted model, not a curated record